GAUUGAGGUACGGAAGUAGCUUGAAAGGCAGGUAAACCCGUGGUUAAAACACCGAGGACGAGGAACUGUGUGACAUUUAAAAGAAAAUGAAUUAUAUAGGCACAUGACCAAGCUUCUUAUAUUCCCCGAAGAUGCUGUGUUUGGGUGGAAAUGCUGCGAGGUCGUCAAUGUCUUUACGAAAGCUGUGCGCCCUCUCCCUGCUAAACCUGAGACAUCGGUUGUGUUGUUGCCCUGUGCAGUUGUGGAGUGGAGGUCAACGCAGCGGCGCCAUUCGCUGCCUCUCUGCAGGACCAGAUUCACCUGCUGCUCCCCCACGGACUGACUCCUCUGAGUGCGCUGACCCAGACCCCAGCCGCAGUACCUCUACCUGGUCUCCUGACCAGGGUCCGCCGCCUGCUCCCACCCACUGCUGCAUGAGUGGCUGUCAUAACUGCGUGUGGAUCGAACAUGCAGAGCAGCUGCUGGCGUACUACCACGACGGAGGCGACCGGGCGCUCGCCGCUAUUGAGGAGAACGUCCUCGACGAGAACCUUAAAACCUACCUGAAGAUGGAGAUUAGACUUUUGAAAAAGACGUGACUGAUGUAUUAACUGCCAGCGGCUUCGACCACAGUGUUGACAUGGAAUAUGUUUUGAGUAGGGACGCACCCAGCCGACUUUUUCACUCCCAAACAUGAUGAAACGUGACAAUUUCAUGUUAAAAGCUGUCUCACAGGGCUCAUUAAAUUUACAUUUUCCUCCUGCUUUCACACCACACAUCAAUUUUCUCACCCGGUGAAUCAACUCCGCCCCAUUGACACGACACCGCCGUACGCCAUGAUAACAAUCAAGUGAACCCGCUCUCACGUUGUGAGUCCAGAAAGUUGUGAUCGAGUGGUAACGUAACUGGUAUAGUUGCGAUAUAAACAUGUAAAAACUGAGGCACAACCUUGCUCUGCUUGGGACUGUGAGCUGCAGUUUAUCAGAGCUGCUGAAGUUGACGUGUGUGUGGAUUUGUGGUGAGAUUUCUGCCUGAUCACAAUCUGUUAAAAUCUCGUCUCAUCUCGAUCUUGUGAGCCAAGUGUCUCCUUACGCCCCUACUGAGUACAGAUCUGAUACCAGUGCAAAUUAAUAAGCUGUUUCCUCACUGUGAGGACGAGACUGGCACUCUUCGAUGUGUAAAGCAACAUCAUGUAAGAUUUGGUGCUGCUGCGGAUUCAACUGUACAUGUGCGUUUCCUAUGAUUAAUCAAAAAACUAGCAAAUCCACAACUUUGCUAACAGCCAAACAUCAAACAAGCACAACAACACAAGACAAAGUGAGCAGCUAAUAAGUUAUUACUGACUAGUCCAACAGAAAGAAGGCCAGCUCAGCAUCUGUCCUGCGUCCUCUCAGCUCCUUUUGCUCACGCCAACGAGUCCAAGUCAGUCUGAUAUUUACUCUGGUCCGGUCUCUUGUUCAUCCUUCUCUCUUUUUCUCUUCCUCUACAACGUCUCUUUACAACCUCUGCCACGAUGUCCGUACCGAGAAUACCAAGCUAGCUUCUUCCAAAGGACUUAUAUUGUACAUUUUAUACUUUUUGCUUAUGCAUAUAACUUUCUGAAGAGUCCAAAAAUACCAUGUCUACCAGCACACUGCUGACACAUUGCGUAAUACGGGCGUAAUUGAGUCGAUCUGCCCCUUUGUUACCCAAUUCAGCUAUUUGAGCCAGUAUGAGGAUGAUAUCAGUAUCAGAUCUGUGCAUCGCCAGUCAUGAGCUUUCUUAACAAAAACCUUUCUGAGUGUAAACCCUUUUUUAACACGCUGGAGGCACUGAUUUUUACCUUCACAUUUACACCUUCUCCUCCUGUGGGUCACACAGCUCACGUCUGCAGAACAUUUCAGAGAACAGCCACAAGCUUACAGGUAUGGCAUGUGAGAAGUAAAGGUAGCUGCGGACAGAAGGAGUCCAACUGAUGAAACAGUUAAAGAACAGUUCCACUUUAUUACGCGCUCAUCUCUUCAACAAAGUCCGACAGGAACAGGAGGAUCGUACAGGUUGUCCAGGUUAUGAAAAACACUUUAUUUGGAGGUAAAACUGAAAGUGAGCACACAGGAAAUGUUUGUAAAAAUGCCUCAUUACACAGGUAAAUGAUGAUUAGGACAGUAAGUCAGAAAGUUUCUCUCUAAACAAUUAAGAUUGUUUACAUCAGGCAGUAUGACAGUGUUUUCACUAACUUCUUGACUUGUUAGACUUAUUUCUAGUGAUGUGCGGUGUUCCCAGAUCACAGCAACUUACCUUGUACAGCAGCAACAUGAUUAUUACUGCCAAACGUUAGAGAAAUCAGGGCAAAGUAGGUUGAAACUGGAAUUCAGGAAUGCCUGAAUUGUUGGUUUAUUCUGUUUGCUGGGGUUUCAGGUCACUGUAAAAAAAAAUCCAUUCGCUUUUAUUUUCUUCAUUUUGUACUGCUUGAUGCAGUCAUUUGUGUAUCUUUAGUCGUGAAGCUCAUUUGCACAUUUGAAGUUUGAAGUGUAUUUAAUGUGUUAACUGAGCAUUUGCUUUAUUAUAUUUGAGAGUAUUUAAAUUGUGUAUUUGAAAUUUAUUUUGAAGAGUUUGUUAAAUAAAUGUUCUGUCUCAGAUGUCAGCUGAUUUCUUCGGCAUCUCUUCAGCGUAAGGAAAGGCCACCAGGGAGUGCCAGAUAGACGUAAAACUGUGUGUCUGUUCUCAUGAGGAUGAUAUAUUUCGGUUGAUCCUCUUAACUUGUUCAUUUCAUCAUCGUGUGGAUUUAUCCAACAUGCCCUUUGAGCUCCUUUUCAGGAAGGAGUUGCAGUGCCUUUUUUACUACAGUUAAAAAUAAAUAUAGUAAACAAGA
Micropterus salmoides (largemouth bass) is the source of this 2830-nucleotide messenger RNA. RefSeq names its product oxidoreductase-like domain containing 1 (gene oxld1). Gene Ontology annotation, cellular component: mitochondrion. The coding region runs from base 132 to 578 and encodes 148 amino acids. NCBI's taxonomy places the organism in Eukaryota, Metazoa, Chordata, Actinopteri, Centrarchiformes, Centrarchidae. The transcript is spliced from 2 exons. The record is from RefSeq and is a predicted model, not a curated record.